Molecule: messenger RNA, 2427 nt
Organism: Perca flavescens (yellow perch)
Lineage: Eukaryota; Metazoa; Chordata; Actinopteri; Perciformes; Percidae
Product: UPF0676 protein C1494.01
Exons: 7
Coding region: 114-1037 (307 amino acids)
Source: RefSeq, a predicted model, not a curated record
GUUCGCUGCCACUGCUGGUAAGUUGUCUGCUUACUGUUUGUUGUUAUUAUUACAUUCUGUGGGUUAGGCCUACUUUACAUACCUUUCAGAAACACAUUUUGGUUCUUUUAAAAAUGAGCAUUCCAGUAGUGGACUUUGGCGCAUACAGCCUGAGUAAGGAUGAUGUUACUGACGACCAGAUGCGAAAUUUAAGCAAAGAGUUGAAGACCGCUUUUAUAGAAGUUGGUUUUGUUUUUCUGAAGAACACUGGGAUCACUCAGGAGGAGGUGGAUGGUGUUAUGGCCAUAUCCAAGACAUUCUUCCUGCAGCCAGAUGAAGUGAAACAACCUUUCAGCAGGAAAAGCUUUGCCAACAAUCCCAACCACGGCUGGGUGUCUCUGGAGACUGAGAAGUUGAAUCCCAGUCGGCCUGGAGACCUAAAGGAGGCAUUCAACUAUGCUUCACUACACCCUGACAUUAAAUGGCCAUCUGUAAAAGGGUUCCAGGAGAUCCAGACGUCUUUCUUCCAGCGCUGUACAGAGCUAAGUCUGCGGGUGCUGAGGGUGAUGGCCCACAGUCUGGGUUUGAACCCGGAGGUGUUCCUGAGUGCGCACCGUUUAAUAGGAACUGAUGAGAAUGGCACAACGCUGCGGUCUCUGUACUACCCCCCAGUAAACCAUGAGAAAGUGAAGGAGGGUCAGCUGCGAUGUGGAGAACAUUCCGACUACGGCAGCAUCACCCUGUUGUUUAGCAGCUCUGAGGGUCUGCAGGUGCGAAAACGUUCUGGUGAAUUCAUCUGCGCUCCCUCCGUCCCCGGAGCGGCCCUCAUCAAUGUCGCUGACCUGAUGCAGCGCUGGACCAAUGAUCAGUUUGUCUCCGUGCGCCACAGAGUUGUGCUGCCCCCUGCUGGAGACUCCCGCACACGUCAGUCUCUGGCUUUCUUCGUCCAGCCGGAUGAUGAGGCUCUGAUCACGUGCUGCGACGGCUCCAACAAAUACCCCCCAGUAACAGGAGGCGACUACCUCAUGGAGCGCUUCAAUGCCUCAUAUGGAAACUGAAUCUCUACCCCGUCCUAUUCUGUAGCUAACAGGCAGCCAGCGUAGGGAGGCAAGAAUGGGAGUAACGUGCUCCCUCUUUUUGACCUUGUCAAAACUCUUUGUGCUACAUUUUGAACUAGUUGGAGACAAGAUAAACAAGACUGGGUGAUACCAAACAGUAACUGGUUGCAAUAAUCAAGGCAGGGAGAUAUAAAGGUAUUAUAAUUUGACUGUUUUUAAUUGUAAAGUGUUUUAGUUUUGGUUUUAGGACCAUACUUCAUGGUCCUAAAAUUGCACCUAAAAUGUAUUGAUCUGUACCUGGAAUUUAUUCAUGUUUUAUCAAGUUAGUUUUGUCUAAAAUAAUCAAUAUGUCACUUUAGAUCCCACACUGUUUUUACAUUUGAAAUAUGAUGGUGUCAGUGAUAUAAACUUAUUUAGACUUUAUUUCAGACCCAGGGGGAUCCAUAUCACAAUAAAAAACACACAGAGUAUAACAUAAAAUACAAAAAUGCAAAACCUUCCACAAUGUUCAGUGUCUGACAUACAGACAUGUUCGCCAAUGGUUCCACAGUCUGGAAGAAAAUCUGACAGAACUGCGUACAGGGUUAGCCAAAAACAGUGAUCAAGUCAUUUUCUGACUCAGAUACCCUACAAAUAAAUCUAUACAUCAGGUUACGUAAAACAGCAGAGCAGGUAGGUACCCCGUCACUGACAAACAUAUGGCUUGCACUGGAGCUUCUUGGAGCUCUCAGCAGCAGCCUCAUGCCGUCAUCAUAAGCCACUAUAAGUUUUCUAAUGCUGCCUUGCUUAUGACACGCUCUGAACAGUGAGAUCUUCACAGAUACAGAGCACAUGCUAAACUUACGACACAGCACGUUCGCUUGAGCAUACUUUCCGACGCUGCCUUAUCAUCAGACAGGUCAUUUGCAAUAGUAUGGCCCAAAUAUGUAAUCUCACUGCACACCCUAAGUGCAGUGCCAGACAGAUAGAAGUCAGGGAAGGUUGACUGUCUUCUCUACUUCUAAUAAUCAUGAUCUUACUCUUUUUGGCAUUGUAUUUUAUAUCAAAAUCAGCACCAUACUGGGUGCAUAUUCUCAGAAGCUGUUGGAGACCAGCUCUAUAUGGGCUAAAAAUGAUCAAAUCAUCUGUGUACAUAAGGUGAUUAAUUAGUGAGUCACUAACCCUACAACCUGUACCACAUACAUUUAAAAUCAAAGAAAAAUCAUUCAUAUACAGAUUAAAAAGAAAAGGAGACAGAAUUCCGCCCUGGCGGACACCAUUGGUCACUUGGAAGGGGACAGACGUAACAUUCCCCCAUCUCACUCUAAUUGUCUGAUGCGAGUACCAAUACACCAAGAUUCUGUGAGUUAAUGUGUAUGAUAAAAAAGAGAAAUAAACCUCAAACCUGCAA